ACUUUGUGCAACCCUGAAACAAAUCGGGGCGCGUAAAAUAUCGAGCCGACCGGAGCGUGAACUUUACAUGGAAUUAUUGUGCAAAGUUCGCUGAAUAAUUGUCGCCGCAAAAUUAAUCAAAAAUUUAUGUACGGCGUAACGUUGCGAUUUUUUUAUGCUUUCUGAAACAUACCGGAACCGAAAACGGGGCAAGUUAGUGGGAUCGAGUUUGAAAUACUAUUAUUUUUUUUGAGCGUAUUCCCAUGUCAUGCGAAUUUCGGUCGUCUGCGUCUGAAUUGUGGAAAGUGAAACAGACAAUGACAAAAUUUCUUACCAGGAAGUGGAGACUGAGAUAACAUGAAUAUCUGCAUUUUAAUACUAACAUAUUCGUGACGGUAACCGGGCCACCAGCAGGGUCAGCAUGCAUGCAGGCGGCGACGAGUAUUCCGAACUGGCCGAGCUGGGCGGUUACGGGGCAACCAAACGGUACGGCGGAGGCAGCCACGGGUGGCGGGCUACGACACUCGGCGCUUCUCCCGCUGAAGCCGAAGACGCCAUCGGAGCGGACGGAAGCCCACGAAGCCAUCCCGGACGACCACGGUCGGGUCUCUACUAUUCGCCGCCGGGCACUUCCUACACCAUUGUCGAAAGGCCUUCGUCUGUCAUGCACCACCGCGAGCGGGAUUACGGUAGUACGAGGGAUAGAGACCAUUACAGUACCUUAAAUCCGAGGGGUACGUACUUGGGUUCGAACCCCAACUUCUCAAGUACGCGCACUCUCUCGUCAAGCAACAACAAAAAGCGCCCAAUUUCGCCCGAGCAGGUCCUCCGAUUGUUUGGGUCAGCAAAUCACUCUUCGGGGUCGAAAGCUAACCCAGAACGACCCAGGAGGUCGCCGGCGAGUAGUCCACCUUCGACGACGCAUCAAAUAAACUACAGACCGCCGGUUUACUCGCCAUCUAUUCACGAGUUGAUCACGAGGACUGUAACCAUGGUGAGGGAUCCUCAGGAUGGGACCCACGGUUUUGGAAUUUGCGUGAAAGGAGGCAAAGAAGCCGGAGUUGGGGUUUAUAUAUCGCGAGUAGAAGAAGGAAGCGUGGCUGAGCGUGUUGGCCUGAGGCCGGGAGAUUCAAUUUUGGAAGUGAAUGGAAAACCAUUUACGGGGAUCUCGCACGAAGAAGCUUUAAAGAUGCUCAAAUCAUGUAGAAAGUUGAGUAUGACGGUUAGAUCGCCAGCGCUACCGGGAGAUGUGUUGGGUGGUAGAGGAGCUUCUUGGCAGCGGCAAACCUGUUCGUGGAUGGACCGUCAUGGAAGACCUGUAUCGCCCCCUAUAGAAUACUCUGGUAGUGGACGAGGACCAUCUAGGUGUGGUUUCCAAAAAUCCGCAGGAAAAGAGAGGAAUGUCAGAAGGGUCGAUUUGUGUAUAGAACCAGGCCAGAGCUUAGGACUGAUGAUAAGGGGUGGAGUAGAAUACAACUUGGGGAUUUUCAUCACGGGAGUCGACAAAGACUCUGUAGCCGACAGGGGAGGGCUCAUGGUGGGCGACCAAAUUUUAGAGGUGAACGGUCAGUCGUUCUUGGACGUCACACACGAUGAAGCUGUCGCCCAGCUGAAGUACCACAAACGAAUGAGUCUUCUCGUAAGAGACGUGGGAAAAGUCCCGCAUUCAUGCACUGCCUAUGAUAGAGACUGGGAUCUUUGUAGUCCUGGGAGUCGAGCUGCCGCGACCACACGAAAAUGGGCAGCAGCUCUUCAGAUGGUCGAAGAGAAAGCGCGAUGCCUCCUCGCUAGACCGGAAUUCACCACCCUAUGUUACUAUACGGACGAGUAUGUCGCCCGUCAUAUGACCAUAGAUGCCUUCGUACAAUGCAUGACUGAAUUACUUAACACUCCUGAUAAGUAUACUCUUAUGACCGAAUUAAGAGAAAUCGUAGCAGUCGAAGACCGUUCGAGAUUCGACGAACUAGUUUAUAGGAGAGACGCCGAGUUGCUAAAAACUCGGGAUCCUAGGGAACACGAUUAUCGGCAUUCUAGGAGAAAAGGAAUCCCGGUUCCCGAGGCGAAUCACUCGAUUUACGCUGGUUAUCCUCAGGACUACGAAUUUCUGCCCCAGGGGAUAUUUAGUGCUGAAGAUUACCGUUCGCCUAGUGAGGACUCUGGAUUGGGAAUGGGGUAUACCGAGAAGCAGAACGUGAGAAAACGUCCGCCGAGCGCACCUGCAAAAUGCGUUUCGGAAAUAAACGAAGGCCGUCACCAGAGCCAGGAAUAUGUGGGCGGUGGCGAGGAAGAUGCCCUGGAAAGUAGGAGGCACUCAAGCCCUGGCGAUUCCAGGUCCGGCAGCACGACAGCGUUGCAUCAGCAGGACUUUCAAGAUUCGAGCGGGUACCUGGGAGGCCUACGGUCAAGCUUGGGCGGGUUGACACAGAAAGUGAAGUCUUGGUACUGGGGCAGACCUUUAGAACUCGCCAAUAAGCUGUCCCGCAGCUUCGAUAUGAAAGAGGAUUCUUCGUUGCUGGAAAACGAAGGUGGCAUGAGAAGGCACCAGUCGAUGCAGAGGUUAACCAGAGAUGGCACGUCGGAACCCAGGGAAGCCGCCCGAGUUGUGCAAGACGAAGAGGGCAAUCUUCGUGUGACCGUUAAAAAGACAAAACCUAUUUUGGGCAUAGCUAUAGAAGGUGGUGCCAAUACGAAACAUCCUUUGCCGAGGAUAAUCAAUAUAAACGAGAAUGGUGCUGCCUACUCUUGCGGAGGUCUCGAGGUAGGUCAGUUGAUCCUGCAAGUGGACGGCACCCGAGUGGAAGGACUGCAACACCAGGACGUGGCUCGACUCAUAGCCGAAUCGUUUGCUAGACGUGAUCGAAACGACAUCGAAUUUCUGGUUGUUGAAGCGAAAAAGAGCAAUAUGGAACCUAAACCCACGGCACUGAUCUUCCUCGAAGCAUAACAUUUGCUUCGCCUCCCCCCUAGUGACCCCCCGGGGCCUAUCAUUGUCACCGAAGCCGAGGAUGUCGGGAAAAACGACUGACAAUUAGAGCUCCAAACUGUCCAAGCUAUAUCGCAAGAGCCAGAUACAGGCGGUAUAUGUUGUUGCAUUUGCCAAUAACGUUUGCCGGAUUUAAAACGCAUUUUGGCUUCGCUGAUUCGAAUUUUAUCUGGAUUCAGCGUAUUGCGUGUUUUUGAAAGUUGUUAACCUAUAAUUUUUCGCAGAUAAAGUAACUUUAUAUUUGCUAUUUGGAGGAUAAGGAAAAAGAAUUUAUUAUUAGGAUAAGUACUCUUGUUGACCAUCCCUCGACCUCCUAGCGUAACUUGAAAUUACAGAUUCCUAACCAAAAUUUUGCUACUAAAAUGCUAAUUUCAUAAGGAUUUAUUUAAUAAACAAAACGCAAGAAAUUCUUAACGUUAUUUCUCCUACUGCCUAGGAAAUAUAAUUGCAACAAAAAGCUAAGCUAAAAUAAUGCCCUGGAAGAGUGUUAAGACUAUUUUAAGAAUAUCCUAAGUAAAAUAAAGUUGGGUAAUGGGAAAACUGUAACACUAAAAACUAAAAAUGCAUUUUUGAAUAAUAUUUAAAGCGUGCAAGAAUUUAAAUCUUUUCUUCAGUAAUUAUUAUAAUAGGCACUAAGCGUGACGUUGGAUUUUUGAUAAAAUAUCAUCAGCCGUAUGACAAUGGCAAUAAUUUCUAUCCAUUAUUGCAAACAGAAGCAAUUCGAAGCGGCAUUUUAAGGGUAUGCCUUUGACAGUUGGAGGCUCCAUGAAGAAUAAAAUUCUACAACUACUACAUAUCAUUCGUCGAAAAGCAAUAUUCGAACAUUUUGAUGUAAACUUUUCUUAUGGCAACUGGGGUUCGUGAUCUUAAAUAUAAACCUAAUCUGAAAACUUCAACCCAAUUUCAAGUUUUGGCGCCAAACACAAAGCGUUCGAAUUAUGCUGUAGCUGUGGUGGUAGGGUCAGUAAAAUACUUUUACAUUGCAAUUCUGUGAUUUUAUACUUAACUAACAAUAAAUUUGGGCGAAAAGAAGCAUAUCACGUUUUUUUCUCCAACCUAGUCGAUUAUUUGAUCUGUAACAAUAAAAUCGAUCAAUAAGCAAAUUCGUACCCAUUACUGAAAAAAGCAAAAAUGUAAAAGUAUUUCUAACUUGUAGAUUUACUAAUUAAAUACUAUAAUAUGCAUUAAAACCAUUGUAAUAAAACAUCAAUUUCAUCGAUAAUUGUUAUGAUUGUUAUUAAUUGUUGUGUACAGCUUUAGUGAAAACAAACGCUUUUGUCGCAGCGUAAUGGUUGUGCAUAUUAUAAAUGUCGUAUUUUAAAUAUAAACAAGGACAAAUGAAUUUGAGAGCAACAAACUCGGUUACAUCGAGUUGAAAGGAAACUAGCUAUAGGAACACCAUCAACCAGAAAUUAAGAAAAUCGAAUUAGAAGACAGUAAACUAACUACAAAUUCUUAUCAAAUUCUGCAAAUACCCCAAAUCUACAGCAUCGACUGCUAGGGAUCUGUGCCCUCGUCUAAUCAUAAUAUUUUCUAUAUACUGUUAAAUAUUUUAAUGUAUUUUCAAUAUACCAGUGUUUUCUCUGUUUCCUCUUCAAAAAUUGGUAUAAGUUAAUGUUGUUGCCUUUGUAAACCAUACUUUAGACAUUUACUGAAUAUAUAAACGUCAGUCAAAUUUACUUCACAUAUAUCACACUUAAAAGGACGUUCACCGUUAAGAAGAUGUUUGUGGGUAAUGGUUGUGUGUCCUGUAGGCACUCUAAAACUCGUAGUGCUUUCGUCUGGGUAGUUCUGUGGAUGCAUAUUUUGCCGUUAUUUCUAAGCAAAAUGUUUUGCAAGUCCUGACUGAUUUUUUCGUUGCGAUCUCAUCGUCAUCUAGCAGUUCCCUUUCCUCUUUAGCGUCUAUAUUUUACUGCUACAAAGCGUGUGAUACUUCUUCUACUAUAGAAGAAUAGAAUAUAAUUCAUUGUUUGGGUUUUUGGAUAUACUUGUACAAUCGUCAUAUACGUUGUAUGUAUGUCAUCGAUACUUUUUUUCGUGGGUCUAGUGGCAUCAAUCCAGAUCCACAGUAAAGGUUCCGGAUUGGUGUUGUUGGAGAAGCACUCAAGCAUUACCUAAUUCCGAUAUUUUGAACCCAAUCUUGUAAUCUUGUAAUAAAUGAGAGCUUUGUAUAUUUGAAGCAUGAGGUUUUCUUAGUCGACGAAAAUGCGAACAUUAAGUUUUUUCUUUUGAAAAUUUAAAACCAAUUUUUUUGUUAUAUAUCCUUUUUUACCACUGCAGAACACUUCUAUAUCAUCUACUAAUCUAUCUACUAUAUAUUAAUCAUUAAUAAAUAUUAAUUAUAAUAUUAAUCAUUAAUAAAUAAUGGAAGCGUACCCUUUAGACCUUUUUUUUCAGUUUUUCUAGUGCUGUGGUCCUUCAUCAUGUCGAAAGCUCCAUACCAAGCUGAAGGCUUCCUGUAUAUGAUGUUCAAGCAGCACUAGAUGACGAAUAUUCGAUCGUUUUUUUCUAUAUCCUGCUUGAGACAAAUAAGUCGUUACUCUCUAUGUAGCUCUGAAGUCUGUUGUUCACAAUUCUGUCAAACAGUUUGCCCAUGCAGCAGGUUCAAGGUUGGAAACUUUCUCUCCAGGAUUUGGGGUAGACAUUCUCAGACCUAGCUUGGUCGCUAAAUCUCCGACAUUCAUAUUUAGGAAUAUCAAUAAGUGAAGUGACAGUAGCGGAGUUGUUCUAUUACAACGAACAACUGCUAUCUGUGGUGGAGUUAGAUGAUUACAAAUUGAUACGAAACAAUUAAGGAAGGAAGUAAGGAAUCAUUAUUUUUCCGAAGAAAAAAAUGAGCAUCAAGCAAAUGAAACAGAGUUUAUUGUUUGAUGGUUAAAACUCUUCAAUUCCGACUUGACUUGACCCAACUAAGAUUUCAUUAAUAACACAUUGACUUGACGCUUGAUGAUUGUAUAAAAUAUUUUACUAGGCAGUCCAAAACUGACUGGAUAUAUCUACUUGUCGAAAAAAAAAUGUCAAUCCUAAAAAUUUCAAGGAAUAUCCUAUUGCGCAUUGUGAUAAUAACUUUUUUUUAUUAAGUCGUAUCGUAAGAUUUGAUUCGAUACCAUAUGCUACAACUUACUAGCACUAGUACAAGUACUCGUUACUCAAAUUAGAACGGAAUCUCAAUGUAACAAAAUAAUUUGUUGUUCUACAAAUUCACCAACGUAAAGCAAUCAAAUUUAGGAAUGUUUAAAAUAUGACAAUCGGUGACACAUCCUGCAAUUUCUAGAGGGAGAGGCACUGUAGCACUAAAAAAAGGAAAAACAAAACAUGUACAUACAAGAAAAUUAUAUUUUAAAAAUAAUUAUUUUCUAUCGAUUACAUUGUGGAAACCCCUAUGGACAUAAACUAUAAGAAAGCUAAGAAUUUAUAGCCGUGCCAAAAACAAGCUUGUAUAACGCAAAAUAUAGCCUUAUAUUGCGAAUUUUCUAAAAUAUCGCCCCGUUGUAUAUUUGUAUAGUGUUACGGUAAUGUAAAAGACUAUAGAUCUCGAUCGAUCCUUUUUUUAGAUUCGAAGUUGCUCAUUUUGCGGUUCACAGGAGAUUGCACACAAACUUUCGACGAGUUUGGCCUACCGUACUUAUAUAAAAUUAUAAUUAAAAAAAUGCAAUCAAGACUUGGUGCGAAUAAGCAUUUUAGGAAACACGAAGUGACAAAAAAGGAUUAAGAUGUGUUUUAUGAUUAUGCUAACACAAAAGUUAAGAGGGCAUUAACCCCAGCUAUUUUCUCUAUACAGAUCCAGUUUUUAAAACAAAUGCAUAAUAUAUUCUCGGGAGACAUAAUCGACCUAUCCAACAUUUUGAUAAAUUAGUAUCGUUUUUUUUUUGUUUUAUGUAGUUUAUUGACAGAUUCUUCAAUUUGUCCUAAUUGAGCAUUUUGGUUCAAAUUUCAGUGUGUGUAUAAGCCAACCUACAAUAUGAAAAAAAAAUUGAUUUAAAAAUUAAAAAAUGCAUGUACUAUUAAAAUAUAUCAAAUGAAAAGGAUCGAUUAUUAUGUAUACUUCAUGCUCAAUCAGAUUAUAUGAGAGAUGACACCAAAUUUCCACUGGGACAUUCAAAUUACAGUCAAAAUAAAAUUGCCUACUGGCACGAUAGGGGAAGUUUUUUGUUGGAAAAUUUUAUUAACGGGGCUUAAAAUUACGAACCUUAUUGUGCCCUCUUAAUAUGUUAGGAACUGCAUUUCGAUCCGCAAUAAUUUAAAUGAAAGAUCAAAAAACAUCUCAUCAUGUUAUCGUACUCGUUUGUACCAGUUGUCGUUAGCAUUCUUAAAUAUAAUAUGUCCGCCUUCACUGCAACUUGCAAAGCACUGUUAAGUUAAGCGUCAUUUAAUAUUACGUAUUACUUAACUUAAGCAUUACUUAUAAUAACACGACGAUUAGUUUAGAUAAGGAAACUAGAGCUUCUAGAAAAUUUGUUGUCUACUGUGUAAAUUCGUACCGUAUUAUAUUAGGAAUAUAGCACGAUUAUCAAAAAAUUAACUGCAACCUUGAAAAUACGCCGACUUAGUUUUUCAUGUCGAAUUUUUAAAUGAAAAUGUAAUGUUGAACUGUUCAAUUUAAUAUGCUUCAUUAUAAAGCAGACUUGAAGGUUUUUAGUAUAUGAAAAUAUAAAUUAAUUUCUAAAUAAAUUCUAAAAUAGGAUCAAGUUUUAUUCUUAACACAAUGUUUUACUUUUUUGAUUAUUGAAAUUAUUUGUAUAUUAAUAAUUAUGAAAGGAACGAUUCCUUUUCUCCGUAAGAUUUUGUACAUCUUUAGAAAGUAGUUGACAUUAAAAAAAAUUUAAGAGGCAAAAAUGUCAUCAUUAUGUAUCUAACCACCGCAAAUGUGUUACAUUACACAACUUCUGAAUGUUAAAUGAUCCAGUGGUAUCCUCUCAUCUUAUAAAUAUUUAUAAAAGGUUGUCUUUGCUAUUUUCUAGACGACAAAAAAAAAGAUACAACGAUCUUUUGUUGGUUAAUGUGGCAUAGAUAAAAAAAAUUAAAAAAUGCGCGAAAAUGGAGGAUAAUAUUACGACGAGAAUAAUGAAAUUAUUAUGAACUAACUUUGAAUCAGUACGAAUUUACAUAUAAAUCACAACUUGUUGCAUAUUAACUGCUGAACUAAUUAAGAGAAAUACCUGUAUAUAGCGACUAGGUGCUACAAUCGACUUUGUUCCCAAAACGUUUGAUAAUUUGUAUUUUUUAAAUAAGUUAACGUUUUCGCUAAUGUUAAAUAUUGUUGUUGAUAAUACGCGUAAAAAAUCAGGG
Messenger RNA from Cylas formicarius (sweet potato weevil), 8251 nucleotides. RefSeq names its product whirlin (gene dysc). NCBI's taxonomy places the organism in Eukaryota, Metazoa, Arthropoda, Insecta, Coleoptera, Brentidae. Gene Ontology annotation, molecular function: protein binding. The record is from RefSeq and is a predicted model, not a curated record. Bases 401 to 2923 code for a protein of 840 amino acids. Gene Ontology annotation, cellular component: cilium; plasma membrane; stereocilium tip. The transcript is spliced from 17 exons.